AUGCGACAAGGCGACUUUAAGCACUUCGCCGCCGUAUCUCUUCUAAAGGCAGACCCUGUCAAGUUGAGGACCGUUACCGAUUGGUUCAAUUGGCUUUUUGUAUUCGACGAUCAGCUUGACGAUAGGCCGCUUAGCUUGCAGAAAGAAGAAGCCUGUCGCUACAUCGAUAGGACUCUCGCCUUGCUAAACGGCAGUCAGUCUGAGCAAUACGGUGCAAUCCAGCCCAUCCGGCAGGUGAUCCAAGGCGUCUGGAAGCGAGUCCGAGAAGUGAACAAAAGACUCCAAGUGCUCACUGGGUUCGCACACCUCCGAGCUGUUAAGGCGCCGCUGAUCUAUCUCAUAGACUCUAAACUGCGUUGGCUGGAGCAUACCAGAGAAUACUUCACCGCACUGGGGAAGUCGAUCGACUUUGAGCCGAGACCUUCGCUGCAGGAGACCAUUGCUGGAUUCAUGGAGUACCACAUCCACACGUUCGCGAUGCUUUCUCUGUUUAGUUUCGUCGACGUCAACGACUGCGUCUCUUAUCACAGGGAAAAGGGGGCCUACGAUGAAGCGCACAAGAUGCUGCGCGCGAGCCACGAGCUGUGGCAUCUGACCAUGGCUGACGCUCCCGUGUGGGGCGAGAAAAUCGACGCGGGAGAUCUCGCGCUACGUACAGGCAUUCAGGAUGUGGCGUUGGCGAAUGUGAAUUGGAGCUUCAUAACCGAGCGGUAUUUUGGGAAAGAUUGCCACCAGGUUCGCGCGACUAGGAUUCUCGAGAGCAGGGUGGACUGGUUGCCGGGUGUCUUGCUUCCUGAGCCCCGUGAGGUCGAGGCACCUAAGAGUAACAACGCCGUCGAUCAAGAGGACGAGCCGACGGGGAUGGUGGAGAGCUCGGCGCCGAAAGUUUUGUAA
Messenger RNA from Drepanopeziza brunnea f. sp. 'multigermtubi' MB_m1, 894 nucleotides. NCBI's taxonomy places the organism in Eukaryota, Fungi, Ascomycota, Leotiomycetes, Helotiales, Drepanopezizaceae. The record is from RefSeq and is a predicted model, not a curated record.